Messenger RNA from Ochlerotatus camptorhynchus, 1109 nucleotides. RefSeq lists its product as uncharacterized. The transcript has a single exon. Bases 62 to 895 code for a protein of 277 amino acids. The record is from RefSeq and is a predicted model, not a curated record. Lineage: Eukaryota; Metazoa; Arthropoda; Insecta; Diptera; Culicidae.
GGACUCAAGUAGGCCCAGGGUCUAUUGUUUUGUUCGAUUUACUAGUUUGCUGUCAAGAAAAAUGGCGGAACCAUCGUUGGAGUUCAAACUGGAUGAAGAUUUCCUGUUCAUCCUAAAUUUCGCCCGGAGCAGCAUGUAUCUGUUCCAGAAUCGACCGGUCGAGCGAAGUUUGAUUGAAUCCUGGUUCGAGAAGCUCUGUCUUGAAAUCUACCGCGGAAUCGACAACAAGCGGUUGAGGAACCUUUACCUGGUCAAAUUGGUCACCUGCAUCCAGUCAGGAAUCCUGUUGGAUCCGUUCCUGUCGAAACCUCCGUCCGUAUCGCUGGAAGCCCUACCGCAAUCGAUUGCACCGUCUAACCUGGAUGAACCUCCCUGGUUGAAGGCAUUCGAAACCGAAGCAGCUGCAGCAGCGAUGGGCGAAGCCGGUAUGGCGAAGGACUUUUCCAGUUAUUUUUGUUCGAAACAACUGGACGACGGGAGAGGUCUCUGCGCAUAUCUGGCCGUUUCCGUGGCGGAUGAAGGUGAAAAGCCUCGGUGGUUUGAGAUGGGAUCGGGCAAACCGUUGCUGCUGGCCGAGUUGGAUGAGGAAAUUGAGGAAGCAUUCCAGCAGUUUAUGGGCCACCAAGAGGAACGAGAUUUGGAAGAGAGCGGUGGAACGGGUGAAUACAGCGAGCGACUGUUAGAGGCCAUGAGGAACGAACUGACCGGACAGGCAGCUGCUGGAGAUGAUGUGCAGCUGGACAAUCUACUGCUGGAGUUUGAAGCGUGCAUGGCCAACAAGUCGAUGGGUCGGGAGCUGGAAGACUACAACCAGGGUCAGAAGAGGGCCUUCAUGUUGGGAUAUUUGGAGAAGAAGUUGAGCCUGCAGCUGGAAGAGAAGGGCUAUGUUCACUGAAGACUAAAUUGAUGUUCUGGUUAUUUUGUUUCAGAAUUAAACGGUUAAUUGGUUGUCUAAUAUGUGUCUGUUUGGAGCAGGAAUUAUAAAAAACUAUAUUCUGUUUUUGCUCGAUUUUGUUUUUAUUUUGGAUUUCACCCUCAUGUAGGAUAGGUACAGAAUUUUUAAUACCACCUGAAUUUUAUUUGAUUUUUUUUUUAACAAUUGGUUGCUA